This is a messenger RNA of Candoia aspera, 4373 nucleotides long. RefSeq names its product lysophosphatidic acid receptor 1 (gene LPAR1). The transcript is spliced from 4 exons. The record is from RefSeq and is a predicted model, not a curated record. Gene Ontology annotation, molecular function: lysophosphatidic acid receptor activity. Lineage: Eukaryota; Metazoa; Chordata; Lepidosauria; Squamata; Candoiidae. Gene Ontology annotation, cellular component: plasma membrane; cytoplasm. The coding region runs from base 827 to 1936 and encodes 369 amino acids. Gene Ontology annotation, biological process: neurogenesis; phospholipase C-activating G protein-coupled receptor signaling pathway; regulation of metabolic process.
GACACGACAUUGCGAAGGGAACGUGUGAAGGAGGAGAACUGGGAGACCACUUGGGGAAAGGCGCUACACGGAAAGGGAGCGCACAGCAACCAGCGAGGCGAAGCGCCACCUCGGCAUUGCAGGCAGGUGAGAAAAGGCGCCGAUUUAGCGGGAAAAGAAGAAGAGAAGCAGCUGCCGCCUCGCGAAGCCGCUUCUGGCGGGGCCAGGAGCCCAGCGGUGCGAAGGAGGGAGCGCAAGUCGGCCACCCCACCCACCGGACUGCACACAGGCAGAGUUAACCCGCCCAGCGGCUGCUGCAGGCGCGGGCGACGCCUCGCAACUUUUCCCUGCGCUCUUUCCCCCGCCGCUCGCCGCGUCGGAUGAGCAGGGCUGCCGCGCGAGAGGCUGCCGCAGCCUCACCUUCUCCUCCCUCCUCUCCGCCAAGCAGCGCCCCCCUCGCUUUUGCCCCCUCCCUGAAGCGUCGCCGGGGCAAAGGAUGGUGUUCCUUACGCCGCCGCCGCCGCCGCCGCCGCCUCCCCGCUGCGGCUACCCCGCAGGCAAGUGAACGAGCGGAGUCCGCCGACUUGGAAAGAGGCACCAGCAGGCGUUCGGCUGGAGGAGGCGGCGAGGGCGGGAAGACCCUUUUGGCUCUGGCUCAGUCUGGCUGGCUUGGUGGGACGAGAAACUCCGUGGGGUAACAGCAGCGGCCCGGAGGACUUCUCCUGGCCCAGGGCUUAAUCUCAGCAUGACUGAGAACUGAUCAAGAAUCUCAAGAAUUUAUUCAUAACAUCCAAGGCAUAGAAGGCAGAGGGUUCUUUACAAAAAUUAUUAACCCUGCUGAAUAAAUAUGGCGGAUCCUUCAGCUGAAGUACCCUUUUUUAUGAUGACACAGCCACAGAUAAUUGAAUCUGCAGGCAUGAGUGAACCUCAGUGCUACUACAAUGAAACCAUUGCUUUCUUUUAUAACCAAAGUGGGAAGUAUCUCGCAACUGAAUGGAACACUGUGAGCAAGCUUGUGAUGGGCCUUGGGAUUACAGUUUGUGUUUUCAUCAUGCUAGCCAACCUCUUGGUUAUGGUGGCCAUUUACGUCAACCGGCGUUUCCAUUUUCCUAUUUAUUACCUAAUGGCUAACUUAGCAGCUGCUGACUUCUUUGCAGGGCUGGCAUAUUUUUACCUGAUGUUCAACACAGGACCCAACACUAGAAGACUGACUGUCAGCACGUGGCUUCUUCGUCAGGGACUCAUUGACACUAGCCUGACUGCUUCAGUUGCCAAUUUAUUGGCCAUUGCCAUUGAGAGGCACAUCACAGUAUUCCGUAUGCAGCUCCAUACGCGGAUGAGUAAUCGGCGAGUGGUGGUGGUAAUUGUGGUCAUCUGGACUGUGGCUAUUGUCAUGGGUGCUAUACCAAGUGUUGGCUGGAAUUGCAUCUGUGAUCUUACUCACUGCUCCAACAUGGCACCACUCUAUAGUGACUCUUACUUGGUCUUCUGGGCUAUUUUCAAUUUGGUCACCUUUGUAGUCAUGGUGGUAUUGUAUGCUCAUAUCUUUGGAUACGUGCGCCAGAGGACUAUGAGAAUGUCAAGGCAUAGUUCGGGGCCACGCAGGAAUCGGGAUACCAUGAUGAGUCUCCUAAAGACUGUUGUCAUUGUACUUGGUGCUUUUAUAAUCUGCUGGACUCCAGGAUUAGUUCUGCUGCUUCUUGAUGUUUGCUGCCCACAGUGCAAUGUCCUAGCAUAUGAAAAGUUCUUCUUGUUGCUCGCUGAAUUCAACUCUGCCAUGAACCCCAUCAUCUACUCUUACCGAGACAAAGAAAUGAGUGCCACCUUCAAGCAGAUUCUUUGCUGUCAGCGCAGUGAGAGCGCCAAUGGACCGACAGAAGGCUCUGACCGCUCGGCUUCCUCACUGAAUCACACCAUUUUGGCUGGAGUACACAGCAGUGACCACUCAGUGGUUUGAACAAAAUCCAACCAAGAUAAAUUUAGUGCUAGGUGAAUACCUAGUUAUGAAGCUAUUGACAACAUUGUCGACACUCUGAAGCAGGGAGAAUAACAACUUUUACAAGUUCUUCUUAUUCACUAAUGGAUUAUAGUACUUAUUCACAUUGCCCAGCCCACGAAAAUUCCCUAGGCUAGAAAUAUUUUUUUUCUUUUUCCUUUUUUUUUUUAAGUAAAACAAGCAGCUCACACUGGGGAGUUGAAAAAUAUUCGUCGAAGCCAUUUAAGCCACCCCCACUAGCCAUUCAUCAGAUGAUGCUUUUGUGACAGUCCUAACAAAAACCAUUUCCACUUCUAUAAGCUUCGUAACUGCUUCGUUGCCUUUUCAUUUCGGCACUAAAGCUUCCUCUUCCCCCCCCCCAUGCAUGUCAUUUAAUAAUCAUCCCCCAUCACUUUGCUUUGGGACAGGCAUUUUCUGGGCAAGGAAUGAAACAGUUUUAACUUACAUUUACACUGCCAAUAACAAUGAGAACCAUAUCAAAAUAAUGAUGGGAAAUAACUUUAUACCUUGGUUUUUAUUAGUGUUUGGGAACAAGCGUGUUAUGUAUAUGCAGAUGCAUUUAAUUCUCACACUGCAAUCAGUGGGAUAUAAAAGUGUUGUUGUCCUGGACAUUUUAAUUGUCAUAAGUAAAGAGCAGAAGCAAGAGUGUAACAUGCAACAAAAAUUCAACUUUCUUGUGGCCAGAUCCUUAAUGUGGAAUAGAAAGGAUCUAAAAGAUCAACUUUUACAUAAAGUAUAUUUUGGGGGCUGAGUCUUCUGACUAAUGGGAUUCGGCUCUUAGAAAAAGUGCUUUUAAAAGAAGGCAUAUUCUUUGCUGUUUUGCGCCAAGGGGAAGGUUUUUUAAUGAGAGCUGAGAUAUGUUUGCCAGAUUUCAAGUUCUGUCCCAGAUUUUAGGGAGGGUUAAUACCACACUCCCAACAAUGGAUAUGAUUGAGAAGCAAGUCUAGUUUCUGGUGAUCAAAUGUAUUGUGUUCGGGGAUUCUCUUUUCCUUGUUAAAGGUUCUGCCUGUGAGGAUGGCAACAUCAAGCUCUUUUUACCCAUUUUCUUGAGGUUUCAAACAAAAGCUUUUGCAUGGUUCUCACUCUGUCCAAAUGAUAGAGGGUGAGUGGAGAAAGGGAGAUUGCCAGCUGCCCAUGGACAUCCUAAGAGGACCUGCUGCCUGAUUAGACAGGAACAGGACUUGCCUUUGAGAUGUAAGAUGGACCAGGACUCUCCCCAUCAUUCCCUUCUGCAUGCUUCUGCCACUUGCUCAUUGCCCUGGUAGUCUGUAAACAGAACUCUGAGGCUCUCUCAGAGUGAUGUAAACUGAGGUGAUUACAGCAGCUGUCUGGGCAAGAUAGUUUCCACAGACAUGAUCUCACAAUGCAUUUCUCCAAGGAUGCCUUUAGAGCAACAUGUGCAAAGGGGACAGAGCUGCAUGCCUUAGUUACAAGGGAAGACUGGAUUUGGGUAGCAGGUCUAUGGGCAGUGGGUGGAUUAGUGUCUGUACUAGUCUACCACCCAAAGCGAAAACUUCAUUUUAUGAAUUGGUAGAGUUGGUCUUGUAGCACCUCUUACAGGCAGCCACUUUUAAAUGUUGGAGAAAGCAAAGGGAUGCUGGACCUGAAACUGAAUUAUUCUUUUUAUAGUAUCCUCUAGUAACUGAAAUAGCAUCCCAAUUUUGCUAUCUAAGAAUAGACAGAUUUGGAGCACUGUCUCUUGUGUAAUUUUGCUCACAUCCAACUGUUUCCUUACUCAAAGUGCAAAUUCCAUUCAGUUUUUACCCAGAACCCCAUGAAAUAAGUUUUUGUCAGUAUUCUAUUCCUACAAAUAGAUUUAAGGAUGAGAAAAGUGACUUUAAAAUAAAAUGUUUCUCUUUGUGAUUGUAAAUUCUUAAUGAAGAUCAAAUAUAAAAAUGUCUACACUGAAGGCUGAGGAUUUUUUAGAAGAAUUUGGGACCAUUAUAAAUAAUUGCACAGUGUUGGCAAUUUGCAACAGUCUGCUUCUAUGUUGAAAACCUGCCUACAUAAGAACCCUUGUUGGAAACAAAUCAAUCAAAAGCUCUCAAAUGAAGGAUAAUAGAUUUGAGCUAGCAUCAUGUUUAUUUGGGUAGAGUAGGUAGAUUUCUAAGAACAAAGUAUAGCAAUGUCAAAACGAUAGACUAUUUUAGUGAUGUACAAAGUGAGUAGGUUGAAAUUAAAGGGAAGUGUGGCUGAUCCUACCAGAAGGUAUCCAGGAAUCACGAAAGGUUCAUCCGACAAAAAAUACUAUAUGAAUUUCAUACUGAAAUUAAAAUCAGUGAGCCCAUUCUUCUUUACUUAUGUAACUUGUGUAAUAAAACAGGUCAGGCUGUUAGAAAGUUUAAAAAUACACUACAUGCUAAGCCACUAAUAAAGUUUUUUCAAUAAGUGUAUAAUA